CAGCGAUGCAUACAGAUACUGGCUGGCACAACAGCAACAGCGACAGCACCAGCACCAGCCACUACCGCCGCCUCCGCUGCCAGCGCAGCCGCAGCACACAUGGCCAGGCUAUUACCAUGGUUGGAGUGGGCAGGAGCAGUACUCCGUCUACACGCGACAGGCCACUCCGGCAUACAAUAGUUGCCUGAGUCCAGCCGGCGUGCCGUUCAAUUUGCAACAGUGCAGUGCUCAAGUACAGCUCGUUCAGGGUCCGGGGGUUCUGCACAACGGUCAUCGGCUAACGCACUCUGGACAGCAGCCAGGCUCACAUAAUGCAUUCUACGGCGUGCAUGAAUCGAUUGCGGGUAGGACCAAAGACUCAGGCAACCCGCCAUAUGAGACGCAAAGGGCAACGACGAACUCGCUGUCCACACAGCGAGCCUCGAACGUUGACGACUUCGAGGUUGCUGAGAAGUCUAAGACUGCUCUGGUGCGCUACGAACCAGAGCCCAGAAUGCCACGCGCUCGCCCAUACCAAAGCCCACGAAAGGAUGAGUACAUGGAGUGGGAAGAGCAGUAUGGCUUUGGCAUUGCCGCCCCUAAGCCAGAGAUGAAAGCCUCCCUGAUGUCACAGUAUCCUCCUGCUGCGAGGAGAGGCGGACCAGGUGACAAACGCUAUGGAGAAGAGCGUCGUGGUAAUAUAAGUCCAGCCUCUUCGUAUCGAGCUCACAUCUACGAUGAGAAGGAGCACAGCGACGACGAGUCUAAGUCUACUCCCGCCAAACCUUCACGCACAGCUCCCUUCCGCACUCACGACCGCCCUGGACGUAAUUUGCGACGAGGCCGGAUUGCUCAUGAAGACGCCGACUCAGAAGCAGAAGAGCCAUCAUCUCAGCCAUUGAAGCCAGCGUUCCAUGCUGUUCAGGCCCGUCGGACUCCAAAAUCGACAUCGAAGGUACCAAUCGCACCGCCCGUCUCCAUGAAACCCGAGCAGCUGCUAGAGCACAGCGUUGACUCCGAUGGGUCUCUACAAACGACCGCACAAGAAUUGUGCGCAGAAAACACGAUCAUCACCUAUCGAUCGCUCAACAACUACGUCCUCAAGAAUGGACUGCGAAGGUUAGUCGGGGAUGUACCAGCUUCGCACAAGCAAAAUGUGUCCGUGAGCCACAUCAAAGAGCUAGCUGGAGGUAUUACAUUGUCAGAAGACAAGCAGCAGAGGUUUGAUGCAGCUCGUAAUCAUGAUCAGGGGGACCGCAAACUGGCUGUGGAAACGAACUUUGUGAUCGACAUCAUUAAGAACAAGCUGUUCCCUGAGCCUGUUGACUGCGCGCCUGGUGAUUUCCACAUUCGGUCAGGUCCGCACAGGAAACCAACAAUCACAAACGCUUCUCGCAUCCACCACCGCUCCAUGACGAACUCAUCAUUACCAUCGCCUCCAAUGAAGCGGGUCAAAGCAGAGCCGGAUACUUCCUCGAAUCUCACGAAUACCAGAGCGGAUGUCAAGACUGAGCUAGCUGCUACCACCACUCGAGCAGUUGGCGGCUGGGGCAACUUCGCGGCACACAUCGCAAGAGACGAUAAGAACAUGGCUGUGAAGGUACGUGAAGAUCUGAAGCGAUUAGGAGGCGACACGUUCCGCCCUGAGUUUCGAGAGACGUACAAGGAUCAGAAGGGCAAGAAGGAGACUACUGUGCAUGAUAAGUCCGGUGGCAGCGCGACUCAAGCUGCCGCUGCUGGGUUGCAGGACAAGACGACUCCAAAGCAUGAAGAGAAAGAAACAGGUAGGGAUGCAGUCAUUGUGGACCGCGCCUACGAUACGGAUUCUUCGGACGGAGGUGUCGCGCUGUCACCUUCAGACUUGGAAACGGAGUCAUGGGUGGUCAUCAAGACGGGGGGUGAGUAGUAUGCAGGGUGGAAGUUGGUUUGAAUGCUUUGGAAGGGUCACGGUGAACGCCAUAUUGGUACCUACGGCACUAGACGAGUGACAGUGACUUGAAUAAUUGACCGAU
This is a messenger RNA of Macroventuria anomochaeta, 1991 nucleotides long. RefSeq lists its product as uncharacterized. Lineage: Eukaryota; Fungi; Ascomycota; Dothideomycetes; Pleosporales; Didymellaceae. The record is from RefSeq and is a predicted model, not a curated record. The coding region runs from base 494 to 1885 and encodes 463 amino acids. The transcript is spliced from 2 exons.